This is a messenger RNA of Eimeria maxima, 492 nucleotides long. RefSeq lists its product as hypothetical. The record is from RefSeq and is a predicted model, not a curated record. The transcript has 3 exons. The annotation marks the transcript as partial. Lineage: Eukaryota; Apicomplexa; Conoidasida; Eucoccidiorida; Eimeriidae.
AUGGCGUCAUCGGCAUCUCCUUCACCAAUCUCUGCUGGAAGCGACAAUUCCACCGACUGCUUUCAAGAUGUAGUUUCCCAACAGUUGAGCCUAGAUGCAACGGUGCAAGAUGCAACGCUGAUCCCGAGCGAAGCCCUGGAGUACAAGCCGCAGCAAUCAGAAAUACUGAAGGCAAGCCACCCUGCUGUUCCCUUCUUGUGGGAUUCGCCGUGCUGUGUUUUUCCCAACCCUCUAGGCCGUCCAGUACGUCUAAUAUUUGGUGACUUGGAUUUGCUACCUCAUGAGGUUGAAGGCCUAUUCGAGGUGCGACAGAAAGUGGAGGACGACGAGGAAUUGCGGGAAUCUCCCGUAUUUGCAGAUGAAAGAUACACGCUGCGCUUCCUCCAAGGAAAUGACUGGGAUGCUGUCCGUUGUAUAGCUGACAUGAAGCGGCACAUUCAGUGGCGCGCGAAGAACUUGCCCACACCUCGAGUGGCCGUAGAACAUUUAUUG